GGGAGCCGUGAGGUGGCGGAGGAAGAGGACGGAGAGGAUGCGGUCUCGCGAGAAGUCGCCAUAGAGACGGCGGCGCUUGGCGCGGGGGGAGCGGGCGCCGCCGCCGCUGAGGGAGCGGGAGCGGGAGGCGGGAUCGUCCUGGGAUCCAUCGGGAGCGAGAUCCGCCGGGAGCGGGGUCAUCCUGGGAUCCUCCGGGAGCGGGAUCGUGCCGGGCUCCGCCGGGAGCGGGCUCCGGCCGCCGCUCUGCGCGCUGCCCCCGCUGCCCGCGCAGGCUUGAUCUUAAAGGUCUUUUCCAACCUUAAUUAUUCAAGCAUUCAUUGUUCAAAGCAUCAUUUUUUCUUCAAGUUGUCCAUAUUCAGUUGGAUAAUGUGAAAACAGAAUUCUCUUUAAACUCAGUUAUAACACAUGGUUUUAAUGCUCCAUCUGAACAACUGAGAUGAGACUGAAGACUUCCCUUUUAAAGGAGCCAAAACAUCAGGACGUGGUGAGCUGUGUGGGGUGGACAGCAGCUGACGAGCUCUACUCGUGCAGCGAUGACCACCAGCUCCUGAGGUGGAACCCUGUCACCAGCGAGGCCACGCGCGUGGUGAAGCUCCCAGAGGAGCUUUAUCCCCUGGAUCUGCACUGCUUUCCCCGAGGGACUGGUGCCAAGAGGCAAGCCCGGGCUGAGAGCUUUGUCCUCACCAGUUCUGAUGGGAAAUUCCACCUGAUUUCCAAGCUAGGAAGGGUGGAGAAAAGUGUAGAAGCACAUUCUGGAGCUGUCCUUGCAGGAAGGUGGAAUUAUGAAGGAACAGCCCUGGUUACAGCUGGGGAAGAUGGCCAAGUGAAAAUCUGGUCCAAAAGUGGAAUGCUGAGAUCCACUUUGGCUCAGCAAGGAACUCCAGUGUACUCCGUGUCCUGGGCACCCGACUCUGACAAGGUCCUGUACACCUCAGGGAAGCAGCUGAUCAUCAAACCCCUCCAGCCAAAUGCCAAAGGCCUGCAGUGGAAAGCCCACGAUGGCCUGAUUUUAAAAACUGACUGGAAUUCAGUGAAUGAUCUGAUUCUUUCUGCAGGGGAGGAUUGCAGAUACAAGGUUUGGGACAGUUUUGGCCGUGUCCUGUACAAUUCCCAGCCCCACGAGUAUCCCCUCACCUCCAUUGCCUGGGCCCUGGAUGGAGAAUUAUUUGCUGUGGGAUCUUUCAACACUUUACGGCUCUGUGAUAAAACUGGGUGGUCCUAUGCCCUGGAGAAGCCCAGCACUGGCAGCAUCUUUGCCAUUUCGUGGUCCAUGGAUGGCACCCAGCUGGCCGGGGCCUGUGGGAACGGCCACGUCAUCUUUGCCCACGUGGUGGAGCAGCACUGGAAGUGGAAAAACCUGGAAAUCACCUUAAUUAAGAGAAGAACCAUGAAGGUGCACAACGUCACCAACGACGCCGUGGACGUGCUGGAAUUCCGGGACAGGGUCAUCAAAGCCUCCCUGAGCCAGGGGCAUUUGGUGGUUGCCACUUCCCUGCAGUGUUAUGUGUUUUCGACAAAGAAUUGGAACACUCCAUUGAUCUUUGACCUGAAGGAGGGAACUGUGAGUUUGAUCCUCCAAGCAGAAAGGCAUUUUCUUCUUGUGGAUGGUGGAGGACUUUAUUUGUAUUCCUAUGAAGGCAGAUUAAUUUCCUCUCCAAAAUAUCCUGGCCUGAGAACAGAUGUCUUAAAUGCCAGGACAGUGUCCCUGAGCAAUGACACCCUGGCAGUGAAGGACAAAGCUGAUGAGAAGGUUAUCUACAUAUUUGAAGCUUUAUCUGGGAAGCCUCUGGGUGAUGGAAAACCUCUGACCCACACGACAGAGAUUGUGGAGAUUGCUUUGGACCAGAAAGGACUGACAAGUGAGAGAAAAAUUGCUUUUAUUGAUAAGAACAGAGAUCUUUUCAUCACCUCCGUGAAGAGGUUUGGGAAGGAGCAGAAAAUUGUCAAAAUAGGGAGCAUGGUGCAAAGCUUGGCCUGGAAUGACAGCUGCAACAUCCUGUGUGGGAUUCAGGAUUCCAGGUUCACGGUCUGGUAUUAUCCCAACACAGUCUACGUGGACAAAGAUCUGCUCCCAAAAACCCUCUAUGAAAAAGAUGCCACCGAGUUCAGCAGGAGCGCACAGGUCGUGAGCUUCGAGGGCAGCCGGAUGACGCUGAGGAGGGCGGACGGGUCCCUGGUGCACCUGCAGCUGCCUCCCUACGCCGCCAUCCUGCACCUGCACGCCGGCACCGCGCGCUGGGACCGCGGCCUGCGCCUCUGCCGCUUCCUCAAGGAUCAGACCCUUUGGGCUUGCUUGGCUGCCAUGGCAGUGGCCAACAAGGACAUGGCCACGGCUGAAAUCGCCUAUGCAGCAAUCGGCGAGAUUGACAAAGUCCAGUACAUCAAUUCCAUCAAGGAUCUGCCAUCCAAGGAAUCCAGGCUGGCUCACAUGCUGCUCUUCAGUGGGAACAGCCAGGAGGCUGAAACCCUCCUGCUUCAGGCAGGCCUGGUUUACCAAGCUAUCCAAGUCAACAUUAACCUUUACAACUGGGAAAGAGCCCUGGACCUGGCAGUGAAGCACAGGACACACGUGGACACGGUCCUGGCUUACAGACAGAAAUUCUUGGAAGAUUUUGGGAAAAAAGAAACCAACCAAAGGUUUUUGCAAUAUGCAGAAGGUCUGGAAGUGGAUUGGAAUAAAAUCAAAGCCAAGAUAGAGAUGGAAAUUGCCAAAGAAAGAGAACGAGCAGCAGCCAGUCCUGCAGUGAGGACCAGUGUGACCGUGCAGCAAUAAUUCACUUUUUGGGCAUCUUCAAAGUGCUGCUGGCUUGUGGUAAAAAACAAAAAACACACAGCAAACAUUUUGUGGGCCACAGGAGAGAGAAUUUCAGUAGGUUUGAAUCCUUGGAUGAAUUAUUUCCUUUCAUUUAGAGCUGGAUUUAUAUUCUGGUGCCAGUGAUGGCUACAUAUAUGAGAAAAAAAGAGAAUUAACUCUUAGUUCCUCUCUUAGUGAUUUUUAAACUUCAUUGCCAUUAAUAUUCUUUAACCGGGGUUGCCCCUACUGAAGUCACAAUUUAAGCCCCAAGUUAAGCAGUUUGGUUAUUUCUGCAACCUCAGGGACCUCUCCAGACUCAUUUAAACUGCCCUAAAAACAAAUUCAGCAAACUGGAAGUGCUGAAAAUGCAACCCAAAAUGGAGCUUGAGCCUCUCAAGUACAAAUAUUUCCCUCCCAGUUGUGGGAAUACAGAUUUAUUAGGAUGUACCAGUGUCUUCUUCAACAGAUGAUUUCAGAUAAUUCAGCAACUCAGGUUUGUCACUGAGCAAAACAUUCAGCAGUAAAAGGAUUUUUUUAAUACUUUGGAAUGUGCUUUCAGCGUUGUUGGAAGUAACAAACAGCAUUUGUAGCAUCUGACGUGUAAAAUUGACAAGAAUAUUUAAAAUAAGAGAAUAUUUUGUGUAUUUUUUCUACCCAAGGCACUUGAUUUGUAAAUAUUUUUUUAAUAUGUUAUUUCAUGAAGAUACACUUCUCUGUUUCACACCCCAAACUGGCUGCAUUCUCUUCGUGUUAUAAAUAUAUUAUAAAUAUAUUAUAAAUAUAUUAUAAAUAUAUUAUAAAUAUAUUACCAGCUUAUUCAUCAUUAACAAGGUUUAUUAUGUAUCUUUCAAAUGUUGCCAGCAAAAUGUUAAAUAUCUGUACAUACAGCAAAUUUGUAAAUCAUUGUGUGACCCUUUUUUGCACAGUUCAUAAAUUUCUGAAGAAAACCAAAUAAAAGUGGAGAUUUUUAAUGGA
Prinia subflava (tawny-flanked prinia) is the source of this 3769-nucleotide messenger RNA. It is a transcript of the gene IFT80, whose product is annotated as intraflagellar transport 80. Gene Ontology annotation, cellular component: cilium; intraciliary transport particle B; centrosome. Lineage: Eukaryota; Metazoa; Chordata; Aves; Passeriformes; Cisticolidae. Bases 437 to 2773 code for a protein of 778 amino acids. The record is from RefSeq and is a predicted model, not a curated record. Gene Ontology annotation, biological process: cilium assembly. Gene Ontology annotation, molecular function: protein binding. The transcript has 21 exons.